Molecule: messenger RNA, 1206 nt
Organism: Mycena indigotica
Lineage: Eukaryota; Fungi; Basidiomycota; Agaricomycetes; Agaricales; Mycenaceae
Exons: 6
Coding region: 1-1206 (401 amino acids)
Source: RefSeq, a predicted model, not a curated record
AUGUCUCUUCGUUCCUCCUCAUUUGAAGGCUCAGGCAUUGCAAAAGAGCUAAACAUAGAAGCAGUUGCUACGCUCAUAACUGAAAUUCACGAACAAUGGCUCGUCACGCACAUCCCCGACAUCCCCAACAUAACCGAAAAGCUUGCCACCCUACAAAACAAGGCUAUUGAAGCCGCCCGGGUACAAUUCAGCAGCAACUCCCACCCGUUUACGGACUCUUCGCGUUUCUUGAAGGAUGUUUUCCAAGAAGGAACAGGUUCACAAUUCAUAACCAUUUCGACUGGAACAGAGACUAUAACCCCUUCAUCAACAUUGUCAUACCCUUCACGAGUCCUGGCCGACAUCCUUCUUACCAGUUCCAUCUUCAAGGAACGGGCAGCAGCCUUCCAAAAUUGCACAGAAUGUCAUCUUUGGGACAAACUCAGGAAGCAUGCCCGUAUAGAACUUAGCGAGAGGCAUCGAUCUCUCACUGAUCCAGUUUUGACAACCGCGGCAGCGAUUUGCCAAGAGAUCAUCGCCGAAAAUCAAGUCAUUGACGAGGACUUGAAGGAACGUUACGCACUCCAGGGACCGACAACCAAGUAUUCCUCAGGCUCAUCAAGUGAACCAACCGAUAUAUCUGCUUGGGUCGUAUUAGACCAAGAGGUCGCCAUCCCGUCUCAAUGUGUUGCCACAGGCAUCAACUUCCAUGGCACUCUCGACCAUGUCAUGACAAUCGUCAAUGCAGAGGAUGCUUUGGCAUGUAUCAAUGCUGGCCAACGUCUCUCAAUGGAUUCAAGUUAUUUGCCAACCAAUAUGGCGUUGAAUGUCACCGAAGCAAAGGCGAUGGACAGUAUGAACGGCAAAGCGACAAAAGAUCAAGUCCUGAGUGAAGGAGCAGCGGUUUGUGUAUUUACUCGCCGCAAUGCAGUCGUCAAUGCGCUUACAAAUGGACUACAGUGGCGCUUUUAUUUGAUACGAAAAACCCCCCAAUCGCAAUCCGAGACACCAAAAGCUGACGAUAUGACCCCAUCACCAACAAAGAAGCCACGACGUUCAGAUCCACAGUCAGAAACAAAUUCAGCAAAGAAACCAUUCACCUACUCUGAAACCUUCAAUCUCAGCGUCAUAGACAACCUCGAACUUAUCCUCAAACUUCUUGUGCUCGCAACAAUCGGCAAUGCAAAUGAUUUUGUCGAACUCGUCAAGUACUGUCGCAAGUCUUGA